Messenger RNA from Neurospora tetraspora, 1560 nucleotides. Its product is annotated as acyl-CoA dehydrogenase/oxidase. The coding region runs from base 1 to 1560 and encodes 519 amino acids. Lineage: Eukaryota; Fungi; Ascomycota; Sordariomycetes; Sordariales; Sordariaceae. Gene Ontology annotation, cellular component: cytoplasm. The transcript has 2 exons. The record is from RefSeq and is a predicted model, not a curated record. Gene Ontology annotation, molecular function: flavin adenine dinucleotide binding; heme binding; acyl-CoA dehydrogenase activity. Gene Ontology annotation, biological process: fatty acid beta-oxidation using acyl-CoA dehydrogenase.
AUGGCCAACGUACUAAACGUCCCCGACAAGACCUUCACCCGCGAGGAGGUCAAGAAGCACAACACCGAGGACAGCACGUGGUUCAUCAUCGACUCCGUCGUCUACGAUGUCUCCGAGUUCCUCGACGCCCACCCCGGUGGUGAGGCCGUCCUCCGCCAGGUCGGCGGCACGGACGCCACCUCGGCCUUCUACAACCUCCACAGGCACGAGGUCCUGAUCAAGUACAACGACCUGGCCAUCGGGACCAUCAAGGGCGAGAAGCAGUCCAUCAUCACCCCCCGGCCCGGCGACCUCUCCCCCGUGCCCUAUGCCGAGCCCCUCUGGCUUACCCCCCAGUUCAAGAGCCCCUACUUCAACGACAGCCACCGCAGCCUCCAGAAGGCCAUCCGCAAGUUCACCGAUGAGGUGCUGGCGCCCGAGGCUCUCGAGAAGGAGCGCACCGGCGAGCUCAUCAGCCAGGACCUGAUCGACAAGAUGUCCAAGGCCGGCAUCCUGCACAUGCGCAUGGGCCCCGGCAAGCACCUGCACGGCGUCAACCUGCUCAACGGCGCCGUCAAGGGCGAGGAGUUCGACUACUUCCACGACAUGAUCAUGGCGCAGGAGCAGGUGCGCGUGGCGUGCCGCGGCUUCCAGGACGGCAACAUGGCCGGCAUGGUCAUCGGCCUGACGUGCAUCCUCAACUACGGCGACAAGAACCCGGCCCUCAAAAAGCGCAUCACCGAGGAGGUCUUUUCCGGCAAGAAGAAGAUCUGCCUGGCCAUCACCGAGGCCUUUGCGGGCUCCGACGUCGCCGGCCUGCGCACCACGGCCACCAAGACCCCCGACGGCAAGCACUACAUCGUCAACGGCACCAAGAAGUGGAUCACCAACGGUGUCUUCUCCGACUACUUCGUCACCGGCGUCAAGACCGACAAGGGUCUGUCCGUGCUCGUCAUCGAGCGCGGCGAGGGCGUCGAGACCAAGCCCAUCAAGACCUCGUACUCGCCCGCGGCCGGUACCACGUACAUCACCUUCGACAACGUCAAGGUGCCCGUCGAGAACCUGCUUGGCGAGGAGAACAAGGGCAUCUAUGUCAUCCUCUCCAACUUCAACCACGAGCGCUGGAUGAUGGCCUGCGCCACCAUCCGCUACAUGCGUCUCGUCGUCGAGGAGUCCCUCAAGUGGGCCCACCAGCGUCUUGUCUUUGGCAAGCGUCUAAUCGAUCAGCCCGUCAUUCGCCAGAAGUUGGCCAAGAUGAUUGCCCUUUGCGAGGCUCACCAGUCUUGGCUUGAGACCAUCACCUACCAAAUGAACCACAUGCCCUACUCCGAACAAGCCAAGCACCUCGGCGGUCCCAUCGCCCUUCUCAAGAUGUCGUGCACCCGCGCCGCCCACGAGAUCGCCGACGAGUCCGUGCAGAUCUGGGGUGGUCGUGGCCUGACCCAGACGGGCAUGGGUCGCGUCAUCGAGAACUUCAACCGCGGCUACAAGUUCGAUGCUAUCCUUGGUGGUGCUGAGGAGGUCCUUGGUGAUCUUGGUGUCAGGCAGGCUAUGAAGUUUAUGCCCAAGGCUGUCUUGUAA